Messenger RNA from Bradysia coprophila, 2850 nucleotides. RefSeq lists its product as uncharacterized. The record is from RefSeq and is a predicted model, not a curated record. NCBI's taxonomy places the organism in Eukaryota, Metazoa, Arthropoda, Insecta, Diptera, Sciaridae.
CUUGUGACUCAUAGUCGUGUUAAAUAGAAGAAAAAAUCGCUAGUUUUGCGAAUAUAUAAUAAACUCUCUGCCGGCCCGGUGGUGAUGGUUUUAUAUAUAAUUUCUGUUCUGUAAAUAUUUAACUUAACCCAAGGCUAAAUAGUUGUUCAAUCAACAGUCAAAUCUUCUAAAAUUAUAUCGGCAAAAGUGUGCCGUGAAGAGAAUCGCGAAACGUAAAAGAAAUCGAUUUACUAAGAAUAGAUUUUUCAGUGCAAGCGCUAUCAUCUGUGGCUUCAUUGAUACAUUGUGUCUUUGCCAAAUUUUUGUGUACGGUCAACUUAUUACAAUUUAAGUGCGUGGCAUUCAACGAUCCAUUAUUCAGUGAAUUAUCGACCGGAUAAGAAAGAAAAUAAAAAAAAAAACGUUUACUAACUUACCUAAUCAUAUUAUUUAUGUGGUCAUGUGUGCCUCAAACACACUGAAAACUAUUGUGCAUGGUUGUUAAUUGAAACGUUUCAUCGGUUUCGUUUAUUGGCACUAUAUAGUGUGGAUUCUCGGUUUGUGUUAUGUGAAAAACACCAAACCAUCGAGAAAAUUAUUCCAUAUAAACCGUGACUGAUAACGUUCCUCGCAAACGAAGGGAAAAAAGUGCAAACCAAACAAUAUGCAUACUUAGCACCAACGCAUACAAUUGCAUGCAUCAGAAACAACAUUCCAUAUGGUCCAGUAUGUAAUUAAAUAAUUAGCAACAAAUGAAAAUGAUAAAACUACGACGGAUAUCGAAAUAUCAUGUCGGUGGUGUAAUUGCUAUAGCCGCUUUGUAUUUCAUUGUGGUUAUGCUAGGUGAACCGAAAGAGUACACGGACAACAAAUUGAAAUUAGCUUCCAUUCGCAAAUGGUCUCGCAAAAGGUUUCUGAAUAGCUCAAACUCACCCAAAUUACAAGCUUCUCCUACGAACGUUGGGAAAUCGAAUUACACAGAAAUUCGAGAAAUAGUUGAAAAUUUGAUUCAUUCAAACGACAAUCAGCAGUCAUGCCGAAUACCACACACGGACAUUUAUGCACCCGAAAUGAUGAAAUUCAUCAAAGAUGAUGAUCCACUCAUUGACUGUGGAACAGAAGAAGAUUGGGUGUCAUGCACAAAAUCUAUUUGCUUUAUUCGGAGCAAUGUAAUUGCUAAACUAGGAACAAUUGUCUGUGAUUUUGCUGAUAUAUUCAGAAUUGACGACUAUACUAUUAGAUAUGGUGAACCGGUGCGCUCCAGUACCAUGUACAUUUUACGGAGAUCUGAUUUUGCUAAAGCCAAAUGUUGGACCGAAAAUUCAGAAUACUCGUGGUCCGGCAUUAUUUAUGGAAUCCGUCGCGUAUUGAAACGGGAUCAAAUCUACCACCACGAUCCCACGAACAUCAAUGUGCUCAUGUACGGAUUCGACUCGCUGAGCAAAAAUGCCUUUAUACGGAAAUUACCGAAAACCUACGACUACCUGACACAGCAUCUGAAAGGUGAUGUACUUCAAGGAUACAAUAUCGUUGGUGAUGGAACGCCGCAAGCUCUGAUACCCAUUUUGACUGGUUUUACCGAAUUGGAAUUGCCCGAGACACGGAAACGCAUGAAAGGUUCGAAAUCGGUGAACGUUUAUCCAAUGAUUUGGUCGGAAUACGAGCGUAGCGGGUAUGUUACAUCGUUUAACGAAGAUGUUCCACACAUUGGAACGUUUUCUUAUCGAUUGAACGGAUUCGAUCAGCAACCAACAGAUCAUUACAUGCGAACGUUCUACUUGGCCAUCGAUCCUGAACUGGCAAACUACAAAAAAUUGUGUGUCGGUAGUCAGCCCCGACAUAACGUGAUGUUAGACUAUACCAAAGAGUUCAUGCAAUCGUACACCGUCAAACCUCGUUUCGUAUUUAGUUUCCAUGGCGAAUUGUCUCACGAUUCGAUCAAUUUAAUUGGUGUGGCUGAUAACGAUAUUAAGAAUUGGCUGACCGAUCUACAGUCCAGUGGCGUAUUGAAUUCCACCAUUUUAAUUUUAAUGUCCGAUCAUGGUAAUAGAUUCGCUGCCGUUAGGAAUACGCUCCAAGGAAAGUUGGAGGAACGUCUGCCAUUCUUUAGCUUCGUGUUUCCGGAAUGGUUCAAGACAAAGCACAGUCGGCAGUAUCAGAAUUUUCGCGAUAAUUUGAAUACGCUUAGCACACCGUUUGAUGUACAUGCCACAUUAGAGGAUAUUUUAAGACUGCAGUCGACUUCAUUCGACAAAAUCAAGAAACCCAUGCCAAAGACUCGCUCUAUAUCACUAUUCGACAAAAUACCAAAGAACCGUUCCUGUGCUGACGCCUAUAUAGAACCACAUUGGUGUGUCUGCAUGAAUUGGCACCAAAUAAACGACACCCAAAACGAAUUUGUACUCCGGGCAGCCAGAUCAGUCAUCGAUGCCAUCAACCAUUUCACAGAAAAGGACCAAGACAAAUGUGCCCGAUUAUAUCUGCACGAGAUCAAAUGGGCCGCCAAACUGGCACCGCACGACAAUUUGAUGCGCUUCAAGCAGAAUAAGGAUGUCGACGGAUUUCUGGCCGAUCUGACGUCGAAAACGAAAGUUUCGUCGGAGAUGUACCAAGUGAAAAUUGUGGUGAAGCCGGGAAAGUCGAUAUUCGAAGCGAGUGUGUUACACGAUCUGAACGAAAAUGUUUUUCGUGUGAAAAUGUCGGAUAUAUCGCGAGUGAAUAAGUACGGUUCGCAGGCCGAGUGUAUUUUGGAUACGGAUCCUGAGUUGAGGAAAUAUUGUUAUUGUAAGGAGCGACACAUCGACUAGUGAUUUAAUAGAUGUGACCAUUUUGUUUAAAAACUUUUUGGAUAUGAAGGCCUUUUUUAGUUUU